Molecule: messenger RNA, 2372 nt
Organism: Mangifera indica (mango)
Lineage: Eukaryota; Viridiplantae; Streptophyta; Magnoliopsida; Sapindales; Anacardiaceae
Product: scarecrow-like protein 21
Exons: 2
Coding region: 376-2127 (583 amino acids)
Biological process (GO): regulation of DNA-templated transcription
Cellular component (GO): nucleus
Molecular function (GO): DNA-binding transcription factor activity; sequence-specific DNA binding
Source: RefSeq, a predicted model, not a curated record
AAAGACCAUCUCUUAUCUACCAUCCAAUCAGCUUCUAACGCUCCAACGACUCCUGUCACCGUUAUCCUCGUACAACUUCUGUCAACUCCCUCUCCCUCUAUAAAUACCCCGCUCUAGUUCGCAGCUGCCCUUUCGAUUCAACCGCUGCAAUUUCAAACCCGAACCAAACAUUCAAAAUUUCAAAUCAACGUUUCUUCUUCACCAAGCUUCUCAGGUUGAUUUCUAAGGUGCUUACGUUUACAUUCUAUUCUAGGAAUUAUAAAGCUGCACAUAGUUGUUGACCACUAAGGGUGUGGUUGAUCAGUUUCUGCACUGGUAAAUAUAUUUCCUUUUGGAUUACAUAUUGUAGAGAAGAACUGAUGUUAAAAGUGUAGCAUGGACUCUCACCAGCUUUUCGGAUUGGGUGUUUCUAGUGGAGGAUUAUCGUAUUCAUCUUCUCAUCCCACUGUCCCUUCGGUAGCUAAUAGGUUGAUGGGGUCUCUAAAAUUUGACAUCAAAAACUCACCUAACUCGCCUUUUUCAAGUCAGUUUGAGUGCGAUGCUGUUACUACUUUGAGUGAAAGCCAGGAGCACCAAAGCUCUCCACAGAAUCUUUCUGUGCUCAGUCCUUCUUGUAAUUCUUCACUGGAAUCCAGCAGUUAUUAUCGUCGGUUAAGCCCUUCUGUAGACAGCCUAGCCCUCUAUCCUGGAGGGACUUCAUAUGUAGAGAGGGCAAAUUGUAGCCAGAAGAUGGAAUACUUUUUGCAGGAAUUAGAGACUGAACUGAUGGCACCUGAUGGAGACAAAGAAGCAACCACACCGAAUGGUUCUUAUGGGGAGAGUAGUAGUCUGCAUGAAUCUGGCCAUCAUAGAUCUAGAGCUUCUUGGAGACAGAGCAGUCAGAGUUCACAUGUGAUUCAGCCUCAGCCAUCUGUUAUUUCUAGGUAUAGGCCAUCGCGGGAGCUUGCUUCAACAGAGAAUCAGUUCAACCCAGUGCCAGAAUCAUCGUUGCAGGGGUUUCCUUCAGGCAAUCUGAAGCAGUUAUUGAUUGCAUGUGCUAAAGCUCUAUCUGAAAACAAUAUUAAUGAUUUUGAUAAUUUGAUUGCAAAGGCAAGAGGUGCUGUAUCUAUCAGUGGAGAACCAAUUCAGCGUCUUGGUGCUUACAUGGUAGAAGGGUUGGUAGCAAGGAAGGAAAAAUCGGGCUCUAACAUAUACCAUGCUCUUCGUUGUAGGGAGCCUGAUAGCAAGGACUUACUUUCUUAUAUGCACAUCCUUUAUGAAAUCUGCCCAUACUUGAAGUUUGGUUACAUGGCAGCCAAUGGGGCUAUAGCUGAAGUAUGCAAACACGAGGAUCGCAUCCAUAUUGUUGAUUUCCAGAUAGCUCAGGGAACCCAAUGGAUGACUCUCUUGCAGGCGCUUGCAGCUAAACCUUCUGGGUCCCCUCAUGUGCGAAUUACAGGAAUAGAUGAUCCUGUUUCAAAAUAUGCUCGUGGCUAUGGAUUGGAGGCAGUUGGCAAACGUUUGGCUGCAAUCUCUCAAAAAUUCAAUAUUCCUCUUGAGUUUCAUCCUGUACCAGUCUUUGCUCCCAAAGUGACCAUGGAAAUGCUUGAUGUCAGGCCUGGGGAGGCUCUCGUUGUGAACUUCCCUCUGCAGCUCCACCACACCCCAGAUGAAAGUGUUGAUGUGAACAACCCAAGGGAUGGGCUUUUAAGGAAGAUAAAGUCCCUUAACCCAAAGGUGGUCACCUUGGUGGAGCAAGAAUCAAACACAAACACUGCUGCUUUCCUCCCUAGGUUUGUUGAAGCCCUGAACUACUACUUGGCAAUGUUUGAGUCAAUUGACGUGACCAUGCCAAGGGACCAAAAGCAGCGAAUCAAUGUAGAACAACAUUGUUUGGCCAGGGAUAUUGUGAAUGUUAUUGCUUGUGAGGGAAGGGAGAGGGUGGAGCGGCAUGAACUCUUUGGCAAAUGGAAGUCUAGGUUUACAAUGGCUGGAUUCCGGCAAUGCCCUUUAAGCCCAUAUGUGAACUCUGUGAUUAAGAGCUUGCUCAGGUGUUACUCAGAGCAUUAUAGACUGGUGGAGACUGACGGGGCAAUGUUGUUGGGUUGGAAAGACAGGGCUUUGAUAUCGGCAUCUGCUUGGUGCUGACGGUAAGAAUACACAUGAUAGAUACAGAAAUAAAGUCUUUACUUGUUGUUAUAGGGUGUAGAUGAUGUAACAUCAGCCAUUGGAUGUGUGUAUAAUGAGUGUUGCCUUCGAUCUAAAAAUUUCAGUGGCUGGCAUUUGGUUCUUUCUGUAUUUCUGUAGCAUUAGUUGUGUCACCAUUGUUCUUUUAUACAAAUGUUUCUUUGUUAAAAUUUUGAUUAUACAUGGAUCCUCUGUUUCUGAUCUUA